ACCGGUACCGGAGAGCUGCCAUGGAGCGACUUGGGGUGGACGCUGUCUCCGACGACGCCAUGGACUCGUUCCUGGAAAAGUUCCAGAGCCAGCCUUACCGGGGCGGCUUCCACGAGGACCAGUGGGAGGAGGAAUUUGAAAAGAUCCCCCUAUUUAUGAAGAAAGCACCAUCAGAAAUUGAUCCGAAAGAGAAUCCUGACUUGGCUUGCCUCCAGUCAAUUAUUUUUGAUGACGAGCGAUCUGCAGAAGAACAGGCCAAGACCUAUAAAGAUGAGGGCAACGAUUACUUUAAAGAAAAAGACUAUAAGAAAGCUGUGAUUUCCUACACUGAAGGAUUAAAGAAGAAAUGUGCAGACCCUGAUUUGAAUGUUGUCCUUUAUACCAACCGGGCAGCAGCACAGUACUACCUAGGCAAUUUUCGUUCUGCUCUCCAUGAUGUGAUGACUGCCAGGAAGCUAAAACCCUGCCACCUCAAAGCAAUAGUAAGAGGGGCCUUAUGCCAUCUGGAACUGAAAAACUUUGCCGAGGCUGUGAGUUGGUGCGACGAGGGACUGCAGAUAGAUGCCAAGGAGAAGAAGCUUGUGGACACGAGGGCUAAAGCAGACAAGCUGAAGCGAACCGAGCAGAGGGAUAUAAGGAAAGCAAAAUUGAAAGAAAAGAAGGAGCAGAAUCAGAAUGAGACUUUAAUCCAGGCUGUCAAGGCUAGGAACAUCAGGUUAAUUUCUGAAGCUGCUGGUGAAGAUGAAGAUUCUGCCUCAGAAGGUUUAGGUGAGCUUUUCCUGGAUGGGCUCAUCUCUGAGAACCCCUACGGAGCCAGAAUGAGUCUGGAUGACCAGGGCAGGCUGAGCUGGCCUGUGCUCUUUCUGUACCCGGAGUAUGGCCAGUCAGACUUCAUCUCAGCCUUUCACGAGGACUCCAGGUUUAUUGAUCAUCUAAUGGUGAUGUUUGGUGAAAUGCCCUCUUGGGACUUGGAGCAAAAAUACUGCCCUGAUAAUUUAGAGCUCUACUUUGAGGAUGAGGAGAGGGCAGAACUACACCAGGUGCCUCCUGAGAGCACCCUGCUGCACACGCUGCAGCAUCCCAGGUACUCUGUAAAAGCCCUGACACCAGCAUUUUUGGUCUGUGUAGGAUCCUCUCCUUUUUGCAAGAAUUAUCUCCGGGGGAGAAGGGUGCAUCAGAUAAAGUGACCAAGCCAGGCUGUGGGGGCCAGACCCCUGGACCUCCUCCCUCACCGUCCUGUGGCCAGAGUCCAGCACACUUGAUUCAGCUCUGAGAUGCUAUUUCUCCUUGGUACAGUGCUUCUAGCAUCCAACCAGGGGAGUUGCUGCUGACUUCCCUGGACUACAGCCUCUCUGGCCACAGUGCUGAGCUCCAGCUGGUCUGCACUGUCCUCUGUUGACACAAAACUCUGUGCCUUGGUCCUGUCAUCCUUGGACUCACUAUGAGCAAGCUAUAUUACCACCAGCCUCCAUCUCAGAAGAGACCAGCUAUUGCAGUUACCAUAGCAGCUGACCCUGGUGACUAGUUGGACUGCGGAAAUUGGCUCAGGAUCCAGUGACAUGAUUCUGGACCUCUGCGGAGUUAAGAUGACUUAAGAGAAGCAACCCUUCAAAUUGCACUUAUUUACAUAAGCAAAUUGUGCAUAUAAUUUUAAGGCAUUUACAGAACUGCUGAAGGCCCAGCUAAGAGAUGCUGGCCUCCAGCUAUUUGGUUAGCACAGAGGGGAGUUGCAUGGGAUGCUAUAGAUGCCUUGGGGUGAGUACACAUUUAUAAACACCAUGCAGAUAGGUCCUUGGUAACCCUAAAGAUACUGCCAAUGCUCCUGAUCUUUGCAGGAUAGCGGUCUGUCACAGACUUGAGCAGUAGCCUCUGAAUUCCUCUCCAGUUUCCACAUCUUAGGAUUUUGGGCCUUUUAAACUGAAAAGUCUUUUUGCAUGUUGGGUGAUUGUCAUAUAGUUUUGUCUACAGCUAUCUUUGCUCCCUCUGUGUUAGAGGAUUUUGUAUGUCCUUGCCUGUAGUCACCGCCUUCUUGCAGC
Messenger RNA from Trichechus manatus latirostris (Florida manatee), 2036 nucleotides. RefSeq names its product tetratricopeptide repeat domain 4 (gene TTC4). The record is from RefSeq and is a predicted model, not a curated record. The coding region runs from base 21 to 1187 and encodes 388 amino acids. Gene Ontology annotation, molecular function: Hsp70 protein binding; Hsp90 protein binding. The transcript is spliced from 10 exons. Gene Ontology annotation, cellular component: nucleus; cytosol. Gene Ontology annotation, biological process: protein folding. NCBI's taxonomy places the organism in Eukaryota, Metazoa, Chordata, Mammalia, Sirenia, Trichechidae.